This is a messenger RNA of Rhodotorula graminis WP1, 735 nucleotides long. RefSeq lists its product as uncharacterized. Gene Ontology annotation, cellular component: cytosol; nucleus; EKC/KEOPS complex. NCBI's taxonomy places the organism in Eukaryota, Fungi, Basidiomycota, Microbotryomycetes, Sporidiobolales, Sporidiobolaceae. The transcript is spliced from 3 exons. The coding region runs from base 1 to 735 and encodes 244 amino acids. Gene Ontology annotation, biological process: protein phosphorylation. Gene Ontology annotation, molecular function: protein serine/threonine kinase activity. The record is from RefSeq and is a predicted model, not a curated record.
AUGACCCUCUCGACCAGCGCCGCCGCCUCCUCCACCUCCUCGACCUCACCCCUGCCGGCUGCUACCGCCGAGCCUCCCGCGCCAGUCGACAUCCUCCUCAAGCACCGCUUCCCCAAGCGCUACCGCCACCCGACCCUCGACGCCCAGCUCACCCGCCAACGCCUCACCUCGGAAGCGCGCGCGCUCGUGCGCUGCGCCAAAGCCGGCGUGCGCGUGCCCGGGCUCCGGCUCGUCGACGUCAAGCAGGGCUGCCUUGGCAUGGAGUGGAUCGAGGGCUGGAGCGUGCGGGAAAUCCUCGGCGGCGGACAGGAGGACGACCUGACGAGCGACGACGACGAGGACGAGCGGGUCGAGGACGUUGGCAACGACCUCGGCAAGAUGCACACGGCCGACAUCAUCCACGGCGACCUGACAACCUCGAACAUGAUGGUCCGCUUGCGGACAGGCGACUCGGCCGGCGCCAAUGCUCCUCCUUUCGAGGUGGUCCUCAUCGACUUUGGUCUGUCGUCCGCCUCGCCGAUGCACGAGGACCGCGCCGUCGACCUGUACGUCCUCGAGCGCGCGUUUUCCUCGACGCACCCGGUCGCGCCCGGCGGCCGCGCCCACUUUGACCUCGUCCUCGAGGGCUAUCGCGAGGCGCUCGAGCGGGCGCCGAAGAAGGGCGAGUGGGACAGGGUGUGGAAGAGGCUCGAGGAGGUGCGCAUGCGCGGCAGGAAGAGGAGCAUGGUUGGGUAG